Arctia plantaginis is the source of this 3723-nucleotide messenger RNA. NCBI's taxonomy places the organism in Eukaryota, Metazoa, Arthropoda, Insecta, Lepidoptera, Erebidae. The record is from the annotation of a GenBank genome assembly.
AUGGUGUUGUUUCUGUUUAUUUUUACGGCGAAAGUGUUAACUUCUCGGCCCCAAGAAUCUCAGGACUUAAAGAAUGGCAAUCAUCAACUAAAACCUUCACAUUAUGUGAGAACAUUCACUAAAUAUCAUCAUAGGAGAACUAUACAAUGGAACAACAACAACAAUAAUGAUCAAGAUAUUAGUAAUUACUGGCCAGUGUCAAAUGAUCAACCAAAAGCCACAGGUAAAAGAAGUAUUGAUGAUUUAAAUUAUAUUGAAUAUGAGAGGAGAAUUAAUAAAAGAAGUAUACUAGAUGACUCUGUUGUACAAGAAUACUGGCCAGUGCAAGAUCAAAAACUGGAAAAAAGAAGUUUGGAGAUUCUAAAUUCAAAUGAAUUUGUAAGUACCUCUCAAGAGAUAGCCAGGCUAGAUCAGUACACCUCUGAUGCAGUCAGAGGCAACAUUGUCAGUUCUUUUGAGAAGAAAGCGAUAAGCUCUGGCAAGGAAAAUAAUGGAAAAAAUGGUGUACCUGAAAAUGUUAAAAAAUAUAAGGUCAUGGCAGCUAAAAUACCAACUGAAACAACAACUACUAUGGGUCCCACUAUCUCCUGUUUAUAUAAAAUACAUGAUAGUGUUGCAAUGAGUGUUACACCAUCAUAUGACGAUGAACGAAAUGCACAGCUGGUGGUGGAAAAUGAUAGUUUUGAAACGGGUCCAAUAUCUGAAACAACUUUGCCCAACGGUGAAGUGACACAGGUGGAACAAUGUACUGAUACAAGGGCUUCAUGCUACACCCUCUGGCAUCAAGACAAGGCUGGCAACAUUACUAUAUUAGGACAAGGAUGCUGGCGGGCAUCAACAGGUCGUAGAUCCUGUGACCGGUGUACGAAAGUCACCGCAAAGCUACCGGGAAGCAAAUUCUGUUGCUGCUCAAAAGAUUACUGUAAUGCUGAUUUUUUAUCUAUCAAAGAAGAAACAGUCACAAUAACAGCGGAAUCUACAAUGGACACUUCAUCUCAAUCACAUAAUGUUGCAACAUCUAAUAUAGCUGCUAGCGCCAUAUUAGCGUUAGUGGCCAUCUUGGUUAUGGCACUGGUGCUGCGAAAACUAUAUUGUAAUAAGAUUGAGAUUGAUAAGGAUGAUGUGAGCGAUGAUCCCGAUGUGGAGAAAGGAGACGUGAUGGGCACUGGGCCUGAUGCUCUAGCGACUGGGCUUACAUGUGUCGAUAAUUUGACUCUUAUCGAACAUAUAGGUCAAGGCAAAUUUGGAUCAGUAUGGAGAGGUAGCUUGGGAACCUCACCGGUUGCCGUGAAGCUCUAUUCCAACACCCACACCUGGCAACGAGAAGCUGCUGUGUAUGCACUUCCUCAUCUUGCGCAUCCCAACAUACUUAAAUAUUACGGCAGCGACAGCCGCGUGUCGCUGACGGGCGGCGCGCGCUCGCAGCUGAUCGUGGUGGAGCUGUGCGCGGGCCCGCUGCGCGCGCGCCUGCAGGCCGCGCCGCUGUCGUGGCGCGACUUCGCGCACCUCGCGCACGGGCUCGCCGCCGCGCUCGCGCACUUGCACACGCCCGGCGGUAACAAACCCUGCGUGGUACACCGUGACGUGAACAGCAGCAACGUUCUGGUGACGGCCAACGGCGACGCGAGGUUGGCCGACUUGGGACUGGCGCAGUCGUUGCACUCGAGGAGGGAUCGCACGACCCCCACUAGGAUUACUGAGGCGGGCACGCUGCGCUACCUGUCGCCCGAGGCGCUGGAGGGCGCGCUGGACCUGAGCGGCGCGCUGGCGGCGCUGUGCGCGGUGGACGUGUUCGCGCUGGCGCUGGUGCUGUGGGAGAUGCUGUGGCGCACGCGCGGCGCGCACCAGGGGCCCGUGCCGCCCUACGCGCCGCCCUACCAGCACGCCGGCCUGCCGCCCAAGCCCACGCUCGCGCAGAUGCAGAGCUUAGUAUCGCGUAACAAGGCGCGACCUCCCCUUCCCAAGGGACCGGUGCAACAGUCCCGCGCUCUCAAGGUCGCCGUCGACACCUGCGAUGAGUGUUGGGACCAUGAUGCGGAAGCUAGAUUAACAGCUGUAUGCGUGGAGGAGCGUAUGUCAGAACUAAAACAGAUGCUGCACUCCCAGGGACCUCUCAUACACGACAAUAUCCACCCACACUCACAUGCUCAUUACUCCAACUCACCACCGGAGGUCGAGAAAAAUUCAAACUGUACGAGCACACAGAACUGUGAUGUUCACACCCCUUUACUUUACCCACAGCCUCACAUAGGCAGAAACGCUUGUAUAGAGCGCAACACACACACAAACACACAACAGACUACCGUUGAACUUAUACACAAGAGUUUAAAAGACAUAACGGCACCAGUUGAGACCCACAGAGUAUCUAACAUAGAAGAGAACUGUCUCUCUGUUGCCAGAAUAUCUCAUACUCGAAUUCCUAUCCAGGAGAACGCAACGUUAAACGAAAUAAGGUCUUAUCAAAGACCGUUGGAGUAUAUUCCUAAUGACGUCACGGCUCACGAGGAUAGAGGUCCUAAAGAGACUAAUUUGCUUCAAGAUGUAAAAGUCGAAAAACCAAAAUGGGGUAUAAAGAAAUUUUUCGAGAAAUUGAACAGAAGUAAAUUAGAAACUGAAGUUAAAUUGACUGAAAAUUCUCAAAAAACUUUAACUUCCAUUGUAGAUAAACCUUCCAAUAUCGAUAGGCCAUCGAACCUCACUAUAAACCAAGAUCGGGCACCCUAUAACUUUGAAGGACCUUGCACUUUAUCCCCUCCUAAUAGAACUCUCUCUCCUACAAUGAUGAUGGAAUCAGAGAACAAAGUAUUCAGUUUUAAAGAGCUUCCUUCGAGAGAUGACGUCAAAACUCCCAAUCAAGUAUUCGCAGUAAUAGUUCCUAAAGCAAAACCACCUGAUUUUAUCGAAAUGAAAAACAAACGUGGCAGUUCAGAUAGUCUUAAUAAAAGAUCUGUUAAAACGUCUACUUCAUCGCAGAGUAUUUUGAAAUCAAAUUCAGAGUCUGAAGAUUCCACAGUUAAAAAACGGCUGAGUUGUGGUAACGAGAUCAUAGAUAGUGGCAGCUCAUCAAAAGCCAGUAUAAACUUAGAACUCCAAUAUAUAGAUACUCAAGAAAAUUACAACGGAAACAUAAGUCCUUUUGAUCUGAACUCUGAUUGCUCAAGCUCUGAGGAUGAACAUCUUAUGUUAUUAUCAGAAAAUGGUGGUUCAAAAAUCACCAUGCAGACGAUCCCGAAAUCUGACUCCGACAAAAAGAAAUAUCAAAACGUAGUACUAAAAGAAUCUAGUCAAGUCAAAACUGAUUUCACUUUUAAUAAAUUUCAAAAUAAAUAUACGAAUUUCGAUAACGAAUUUAGUGAUCCAAAUGAUAAGGAAAAUUUAGUUAAUGGGUACAGUGGUGACAACCCUGUAUAUCUGGCAGCUCUGAAUGGUGAAAUAGACACAGCAGAAUUGAAGUACAACAUGAGUGGUAGUAGAUCUCCUAAGCCGACUUUGAAGAACUUAGCUAUAAAACGUCAACAUUCUUUGGAGCAAGUAAGUGAAAUCUUCUCUUCUUCUGGGGAUGUGAAUCUUCUGAAUCCGGCGGGUAGGGUGAAAACUCCUGGGGAUUUACCUGUGGCGGUGAGAAGGGCGAGACGCGAUAGGGCUUUGCAGAAGGGUAGAGCUAGUGAGUCUAAUAGAUUGAGUUUGUAUGAUGAUAGAAUGAUGUUCGGUAAUAGCUUGUAG